UCAUUUGUUUAAGGGUUAAUGGAGGAAGAAGAAGAGGUUCUCUUCUGCGUCAAGUUCUAACCAAAUUCCAAAGAGGGCCCAACAUCUCAGCACUUUUUCUCCCCUUUUCCCCUUAGUUUUUCUUCUAUCUCAGUCGUCCGUCUCAUUACAAAGCUCAGAAUCCCUAAAAGACUUCUCACCCUCUCAUAUUCCAAAGAGGUUCUCUUUCUCUUCUUUCUGCUGUUCCUCCAAUCCCUUGUUGCCCUUGUUUCACGCUCUUACAUCUGUUCCUCCUUCAGUUUCAGCUCCGAAAGUACCUCUCUUUUCACACCCACUUCCCCAAAUCUCUCUUUCUCCCCUCAAAGAUUCAGCUUUGACUUCUCUUCUUGUCUCUGAUAUUUGAUCUCUCUCUCUCUCUCUCUCUCUCUCUCUCUCUCUCUCUCUCUGCUUCAACAACAACAACAACAACAACAACUCUUUAGAUCUCUUUAUCAAUCUUUCCUUUUGCCAAUUCUGUUACUUCAGCUACUUGGGUGUUUUUGGAUUAUGUUGUCGGUGGAAUAGACGAGGCUGUGUUCUGUUUUUGUAGUUGAGAGAUGAAGAGAGGAGGUAGAGAUGAUGACAAGGUCAUGGGGCCUAUGUUCCCAAGGCUCCAUGUGAAUGAUGCUGAUAAAGGAGGGCCAAGGGCGCCUCCAAGGAACAAGAUGGCUUUAUAUGAACAGCUGAGCAUACCUUCUCAGAGGUUCAACAAUGGAGUUAUGCCACUCAAUCAAAACAGCAAUAGCAGUAUGGGAUCCCCAUCUCGAUCAAAUCAGGGAAAUGGUUCUGAAAGAAAUUUGCCUUUUCCAAUUCAUGUUCGUCCAUCUACACCUACUCGUCACUCUGGCCAGUCUGAUGGAGUGACUGUUAACGUUUCUUCAGGACAACCGCAUCCGAGGAAGAGGGGAGGAGAUGAAGAUGAUUUUAUGGUUCCUGUAUUUCAAUCGAGGAUGGGUCAAUGUCAAAGUGGAACUCAAAAUGGUGGUGCUAAAGUGAAACUUACUCCCUUGAGCCAGUCUCAUUCUGACCGUGCGAUAAUGUCCAGAAGUGCUUCUAAGAAGGAUCAGAAACAAAGUAGCUCCCCCAGUCUCAAUCUAAGACGAGAAUUUAGAAGUGAGACAGCAGAGGAUCUCAACGAUUGUAGCCCAGCUAAGGACCGUUCAGUAAGAGCUUCCACGAGUAUAUCCACAAGAGAAAGGGUUAAUGUUCCUACAAAUGUUAAUGCUUCUCCAAAUCAAGAGUAUGAAGGCCAUCCGGUUCCUACGUUCAACAGGUCUUGUAAUAAUGAUGCUUGCUUACAACAAGACUCUAGAUCUGGGUCUCAAGUAAACAACACUGGACAAGGCGAUGGUCUUCUUGAUUCCACAAGGGAUGUAGAGAAGGGAACGGUUUCACAGGCAAGAAGUGUUUCUCAUUAUGGGGAAAAUCCUAGCAGUCCCACUGAACCUGAUAAUGACAGUGAAUACCAUGGAGACAAUACUUGUUCACCACCAACGGGAAAUGCAGACAAAGGUGAUGAUGUCUCAGAGACAUCCAUGGUGGAUUCUAUAUCUGGCAUGGACAUCUCUCCUGAUGAUGUAGUAGGAAUAAUAGGUCAAAAACAUUUCUGGAAGGCAAGAAAGGCCAUUGUCAAUCAGCAACGAUUGUUUGCAGUGCAAGUAUUUGAGUUGCAUAGACUCAUUAAGGUCCAACGACUGAUUGCUGGAUCUCCACAUCUUUUGCUUGAAGAUAGUGCUUUCCUAGGCACAUCCUUGAGGGUUUCUCCUGCAAAGAAACUCCCAGCAGAUUAUGUUGUAAAACCACGAAUGCUAAAGCGCAAGCAUGAGUCAGAGAAGCCAAAUAACAAAAUGGAAUGUUCUGCUGAAAAUGCAGUUGGGAAAUCUCCUCAUUCCUCCGUGAAAAAUGGUAAUCAGCCUUCACAUUACGGGCCACAUGUAGGAAAUCCACCCUGUCCAGCACCUGUGCCUGCUCCUGCUGACAAUAAAGCAGCUCCUUGGUGCUUCCAUCAACCACCUGGGCAGCAGUAUUUAAUUCCUGUAAUGUCUCCUUCUGAAGGACUCGUGUACAAGCCAUACAAUGUACCUGGUUUUGUGGGAGCAGCUUGUGGUAGUUGUGGACCUUUUGGCUCAAGUCCCAUUACUGGUAACUUCAUUAAACCAGCAUAUGGGGUUCCGGGAUCUCAUCAUCAAGGAAUGGGGGUUCUCCCUGUUCCUCAUCCUACUUACUUUCCUCCAUACGGCAUGUCUGUCAUGAAUCCCACAAUGUCAAGUUCAUCUGUUGAGCAAAUGAAUUGGUUCGCUGGACCUGGUUUGCAUGGUUCGACCGAUCAGUUGUCUGGAAACUCUAAUUUGCAGCAUCAAAGCUCUUGUAAUAAGCCAAAACCCAAUUAUGCUGCUAUUCCUCAUACCAUGAAGUCUCGAGCAUCAAACCACAGUGAGUUACAAGGAAGUACUGGUAAUAGUCCUGGUGACAGAGCAACAAUUACAGAUCAAACCGCUGGUGAAAGUGACGCACUUCAACUUUUCCCUACCGUUCCAGCGGUUCCUGAGCGAGUUCCCCAACCUCAUGAUACAAACCAGGCAACACGAGUGAUACGAGUAGUCCCGCACAAUCCUAGAUCUGCUACUGCAUCAGCUGCUCGAAUUUUCCAGUCUAUACAAGAAGAGAGGAAACAGUGACCAAACGUCUUAGUUGGUGCGGCCUUCAUCAUUUGCUCUUUACCCUUUUGUGGGUAUGAUAUUCUGCAGCUGUUUUGUUCUUUCAUAUCUUUUGAUCUUUUGAUAUUAUAUUCAUAUGUAUAGAUACAGACCAGUGUAAUCUAAAUGUAUGAUAUUACUUACACAUCUUCCUGCGAUAUCUGGCAAUCAUAG
Messenger RNA from Argentina anserina (silverweed cinquefoil), 2888 nucleotides. Its product is annotated as protein EARLY FLOWERING 3. Gene Ontology annotation, biological process: regulation of photoperiodism, flowering. The transcript is spliced from 4 exons. Bases 576 to 2696 code for a protein of 706 amino acids. NCBI's taxonomy places the organism in Eukaryota, Viridiplantae, Streptophyta, Magnoliopsida, Rosales, Rosaceae. The record is from RefSeq and is a predicted model, not a curated record.